Molecule: messenger RNA, 13595 nt
Organism: Spirometra erinaceieuropaei
Lineage: Eukaryota; Metazoa; Platyhelminthes; Cestoda; Diphyllobothriidea; Diphyllobothriidae
Source: the annotation of a GenBank genome assembly
AUGCAUUUACUGGGGAAAACGAAAUGCAAAGUAAUUUCCUCAGAUUCUGAAGUUUCCCUAUCAUCAUCUGUUUCACAACUGUUGGCUCUUCGGCCGUGCAGUAUUACUUCCUCAAAGUUUAGUAAUAAAGAAACCAGGCAAGUACUUGCAAAUUGUUGAUUUAUAUUUUUCACACAGCGUCACCCUCAAUGAAUCAGUUCGUGGUGCUAAUGUAUUCGUUUUCCAAAGCCAACGUAAGCCAGUGAAUGAUGGGUUGGUGGAAACGUUGGCAGUGAUUCAAACUUGCAUGUUGUGCUCAGCAGAACGGAUAACCGCCAUUUUGCCAUGCAUGCCUUACACAUCGUCGCAUCAUGUUUGUAAAAGUUAGCAUGUUACCACUUGCGUUUUCAGGCACAAAAAAGAUCGGUUAAUCUGCGACUAAUUGUUAACCUUUUACGAAAAGCGGGCGCGAAUCAAAUAAUUACGUUGGAAAUGGAUUUCUUCGAUGGUCAACGCCAGCUAAAUUCGCCUGUGGAAAAUUUGAGGAUAGAUGCCGAACUGUGUUCGUGGUUUCGGAAUAACUUUUCCGACCUGACUGAUCACUGUUUUGUCAGCCUCCGCGAGACUACUUCUGACAGGUACGACUGCAACUGUUCCCUAGCGAAAAGAUACACGUAUUCCUCUAUUCUCAGCUGUUUUCUUUUAGUUCUGAGCUCACCACUGGAAGAUUUUAUUUUCCACCAUUAAUUACGACAGUCAUACACAUCAACAAAAAUAUAGUCGUAUGAUAAUCUUGAUUCCAUUAAUAUUCCUUGAGAUUUAUUUUAGACAUGUGUUCGGAUCAACCACAGCUUUUGGUGGAAUAAACUCCGAAACAAAAGAAGUAGCCUUAAUAAAGUUUAUUUCACUUUUAUCUUCGACCAUGCGUUACACUCAUACAGGUGCCUUAAUUUAAUCUGCCUAUCAUCCUUAUUUUAGAGCACGAAAUCUGUCGAAUUCCCUUGAUUGUGGUUUUGGGGUUUUUCGAACGACAUUUUUGGACAGUGAGUCCGGCCCGGGUGGUAAUUCAGCUGGCGGGGCGCAGUUCGAUGGGUGCAUUGAAGGCAAAACUGCUGUUUUAAUUGAAGGAUUUUCGGAUGAUUGUUACUGCCUUUGCGAAGCUGCUAAAAGGCAAGUUACCGCUAUAUUCCUAGGCACUUACCUAAAAUUAAUCUAGCGUUUUAUAAUUUAUCAACUGCCUAACUUCUUACGAGACAGUUAUUUAUCUGUGUCUCUGUCGAUGCGUGUUUGCAGGACUUACACAAAAAGUGUGCCUUAUUUACGCCUGACCGUAUUUUAGGAUUAAAGUUAAUUAUCGGACAGGUCAGCAUUUGUAGUUUAUUUCUGCCAAUAUUCCCAUCAAUAUAUACAUAUUUUGAAAUUUACGGCCGGUUUUAUAUCGUCGUAUAAUAUUUACGUUUGCCAUAAACGUUAAACUGGUUGCGUAAAUGCGUAUUCACGUUGGAAUUUUCAAUAAAGCCAAGUGUGGAAUCUGGUUUUGUCCUGUGAUGAUGGUCCGUCAAGAACAGCCAUUGAUUUAUGGAAGAUUCACGUUUGACAGUUUUUAAUUCGCAAACGUUGCCAAACUUCACGACGCUGCGGUAACCGUGGAUGCAAUUCCUUUUGGCUGUGCAGGAAUACUGUACAGUGAUUUCUUUGACAGAUAUUUUUGCCCUCAAACCAUCCACUUAUUAACUUUCGCUCUUUAGAUAUGGCGGUUGUGCCAAAAUAUCUCAAUUAAAAAUCAACGACUUUUGUAACCAAAAGACAUCUCCCUUUCCACUUUGGCAAGGCGUGACUACAUGUGACUCUUAUUGGCAGGGUAGAAUUACAUUUCAAGUAUCAAUAAGUUGCUUUUUAAUAGUAUUUAAUGCGGCGAACUGAGAAUUCGAGAAGUAUGUGUGUUUGAAUAAAUUAUUAAUAUGGGAAUGAACUAUCCCAAAAUGUACCAAUAUCUGCGAGAUAAGGAAGAAUAAAAACACAAAUUAUUUGUUACCGUUUUUCAAUAUGUCUGCAUUAUAUUUAUGAGAUUGCUUGGACUUCGAAUAGGUCACUUUGGCAAACGUUUUAAGGUCCCAUUUGACUGACAAAUUUCCUUUCGAAUCCAUGUCCUUUCUGGCAUUUCCAAGGUUCCAUUCUGUGUGGUCAAGGACUUUUGCGGAAUGCAUGGAUAUUAGGAGGAAUAGGAUUGUUUGUGAACAAAGUAAAAGUUUUCUUGUAAUUUUUUGAGACUGGUUCCCGAAUUUGUCGUCAGACAUCUCACGCGUUGACGAUACAGCGCUGAGGUCAAAGGUGCACACAUACCCACACGAAGCUCAAGUACUCCGCAGACGGAUCCAUCAGAUAAAACCUAAUAAUUCCUUCGAGCAGAACUUCGUUAGUGCUUUCCUAUCUGGGAUUCUUUACUUGCUCGCCCCGUUUUGCCUUAACGUCAAAUGUAGGGCUCACGGUAGCGGUCGUUUUGUGACCAGGAAUAUAUUUUGAAGGGUGUAUUGACAAAGAGAAUGGAGACUAGGAUGUCCUUUUCUACCUUAUUCGCUGUCGUCAGCCAGAUUUACCAAACCUCUGGUUUGCGGCACCUAAGUUAUGAACCCUAGUCCCUGCGAUUAUAAGGCUUCAGUAAUUCAAACGCCCUAAUUAUUGAAACAUGGGCUUGUUGUUCUGUCGGUUUCCACCAAACAUGUUAUCCGUGAUAGAAGGAUGUUCAUGGACCGAGUUUCGGAGUCUGUUCUUCCCUCUGAGUCGUGGAGCUCAUUGUAAGCACUCAUACACAGUCGCAGUGACUAAUAAUAUAUGUAGGUGAAACUACCAAAAGACUAGUGAAAAUGGAAGGGCUAUUUUUGAACUGUUAGCCCUGGUCGAUCAGCCUUACAUAAACCAAGAUUUGAGCGCACCUGAGCUAAUAACCUGAACAAUAGUGAAUUUGCCGGAUCGCAUCCGACAGGAAUACGAUUCCGCAACUCACUGGCUGGAACGUUUGACUUACUCACCCUUAGUAGGUAAGGGAACUGGGGUUCGAACCUCGGGCGUCGCCAAACCCGAGGUUGGACAUGGCGAGCAGACGAGGGGUAAUAAGUCGGAACUGGUCAUUCUCUUCUCUUUUGUCUUUUCAAUACUUGUUUCAUUAUAAAUCGAUACGCGUGUUCAUGAAGUGAUAAGGCCACUCAGAAAAUCGUAUUGUACUUGUGAAUUUUCAGGUUGAUGAUACCGACCUGGCUUCAGGCGAAAUGGCAAAAGCCAAGUUGUCAGACUAGGCCGGUUGGCGCGACAGAACAGACAGCGAUAGACAGAUAAUUGGUGUAUGAGAGUUGCAGGCACCUAACCACGGUGGGUUUUGGAGUGAAGAGAGAGAAAAUUGUUACGACUCCCUGUGCUGGAGGACAUGGCGAAUAGGUGGGACUGCAGGCGGUUGGAUUAGCGAUUUGAGAUGAAGGCACGGAUCAGUGAGCCGGUGUUGGGAGUUUCAGCUGUGGUUGCUCGUGUCGGGGGAGGGAGUGGCGAGCUAGUGAGAUUGCGCAUGGUCGACCAUGGAUUACCAGCUGUUAGUAGAGGGUGUGUGAAAGUCAAUGAACCGUGCCGCAGACCUUCGUAGUGGGCGUUCAGAUAGACAUGGCGGUUGAUGCUGGUCAUGUUAGAGCGCCACGUUUUGAUGAAUUCUCGCAUCUGCCCGGUGUUAGUCAUCCCAAUUAAAUCAGCGAUCACAAUCAGUUGCACGCGGUUUAAUUGUCGGAAGAUUUUACAGGAGCCCCCACAUACACGGCUCACUGACUUUCCCUCACCCUCUAAUGGCAGCUGAUAAUCCAUGGUCGGCCAUGCGAAAUUUCACUGACCCGCCACUCCCCUCACCUCGACACGAUCAACCACAACUGAAACUCCCAAUACCGGCCCACUAACCCGUGCCUUCAUCUCAAAUCAAUAAUCGCUAAUCCAGCAGCCUGCAGUCCCACUGAUCCGCCAUGCCCUCCAGCAGAGGGGGUCGUAACAGUUCUCCCUUCCUUUACUCCAAACUCACCGCAACUUAGUGCCUGCCCCUCUCAUACACCAGUUUUCUGUCUACUGCUGUCUACCGCCGACCGGUCCAGUCUGACAUUUUGGCUUUUUCUCAUUUCGUAUGAGGCCAGGUUGGUCUCAUCAACCUGAAACUUCACAAGUGCAAUUCAAUUUUCGGAAUGGCCUUUUAUUUUUAUUAAAUAAUUUCGGAAUACGUACUACCGCAGUUAUUUAUUUAUUCAUAUAUUUAGUGUAUUCAUAUAUAUGUACUGCGGCUAAUUUUUAGGAGGACGAAUUGCCGUAAGGUAUAUGGAAAAGGUGACCACUUUUUAAAAAUCAGGACAUAAUAAGUAACUUUAAAAGAAACAUAGUCUCAAGUCUUGUUGUUUUUAUUUUUGGCGAUGGUGAGAAUACGGAGCCUUCGGGCCGCCGUUGCAUGUCAGUAGAGACUUUCGGCUUUUUGUUUUCUCGAAUAAUCCCAAAAAAAUGUGCUAGGUAUUUUAAGGUGUGAAACAUUAUCAAAUUGAGACUGUAUUUUAAAUAUUUUGCCCACCAAAUGUGCAUUGACAAUGGUUGUGUUUCGGAGUUUUAAAGCAAAUAAAUGGCUUAAGCAUGUUGCGUAUAAAACUGUGUCCAAGAAUUAUGUUUUAAAACCGGGUUUGCCUUUAUCUUUUCAGUCUCUCAGAAAUGGGCGCUAGGGCAGUCUAUGCGGUUUGCAUCCACGGCGCAUUUACAGAAGAUGGAUUACGUCGGAUUUCAGAUUCACCAAUAAUUACAACUGUUACAACCAAUUCGAUCGACCAAUCAGAAAACCUUAAAAAAUGUCCGAAACUUUGGGUAAGUAUGUUGUCAUAUGGCAACUCUUACCUGAUAAAUCAAAUUCUUCUCCAUCUCUGUCUGAAAAUUAAUUAAAUUCCGCUUCCCAUUUUGUUCAACCCAACUUAAAAAUCAGCUUUCAGUACUUAACCGGUUGGUUCCCUGCUCAUGGAGCUAUACAGACAACUGUAAGUCGUACUGCGGCAACUAGACCACGGUCAUCAAAGUGAUUUUUAUUUUAACUUAUCAAUCCGUAAGAAAAAGCUCAGGAAUCUGGUGACCCCACGUCUGAUGGAAAACGCGGAACCCAUAGACUGUGGAGUGGCUUCCAGUCAAGAAGUCCAUCUCCUCGGAGGUUUCAGUGUGCCAGUUCAGUUAGAGACAGUGCGGAGUCUUUCGACUCUGAGCUGAUUGCUUUCGCUGUAGAUAACUGGCCACACAGGGCUCCACAAACCUCAUGCAGCACAGAGUUUGGGUAUGGUCUUCAAAUUGAUGAGUGGAUUUAUGCACGGAAACUCCGUGGACAAAAACAACUUUUUGGCCAUUGGCUUUGUCUUGAAUGCUGACUUAAGUGAACAUUGCCCAUCACCAACGAUUGAAGUGUCUGCCUCGAACGCAUUCAAACGCUACUCUUCGGGUUUCUGGCCUGCGACGGUGCACCCAUGCCAUAGAAGCAAACUGGGGCAUUGAAGCUACAUGGAUACCCUUCAGAAGUCAGCUGUCUGGCGCCGACGCUUUUUUCGCGUCAAAAGAGACAGGGUUAUAAGGUUAGACCGAAACGGUUACAUGGGCGUACGUGGUAUAUGUUAGACUAAGGAUUAAUUCCUAGUACGCUACUACGUGAAGUUUCACUUUAGAACGGCUUAAUUCGGCCAUGUCAAUAGUAUGAGCGGAAAGGGGAGGGAGAAUGGAGUUCAUCCAUCGGGGUGCAGUCUCCCCUUUUCACUCGGUAAUCGAGCAGCCGCGUUUUCAACUUUUACGACGUCUGAAAGUUACGACUUUGGCGACUGCCAACUGAUGAAAGAAUUCGACCCCAUCCCCUCCACCCCGGAAAGUAGGGUAAGCUUUAAUGGCUCCUGAAUGUGACCUUUAUGGCAAAUCUCUACGAGUGAAAUGUUCAAACUCUUGCCUACUGUCCAGUUCGUAUGCGUGCAUUUCAAAAAGGCGUGCGUCCAGCCCCGCCGUCUCUGCCCAACUUCGGUCGCAUUUAAUCUGUCUUGACCUCGGUACUCGAUGGGCGUCGCGAGCGAUGAUGAAAUAAAUGCUAUGCAAGUCUUCACCAGUAUAAACCGAUUCGUAUGUAAUUCACUACAACGUCUACGCAACAAAAAUUAUGCUCUUCGAUCAUGACAGAUACAUUAUCUGGCACAUUUGUUCAUAACUUUCAGUUCCUUCCGGAACUAGCAGACGAAAAUGAAUGUUUUCCGGGCGCUUUAUAGUAUGACCAUGCACAUUGGGGACCAAUGUUUCUAUUUUCGUAAUUCAAACAUCCUCAUGUUCGGUAAGACGGAGGACCAAGUUAAUUCCUACACAUCUGGAUUGUCAUCAGAUUCACAUUUAAGAAGAUUUUAGUAUACCUGUUGAUUGGAGGCCUUUGGAUACUAACGCGCAGCAGAAAUCACGCUCAGAGUCAAGUAUUUUUCCCGAGUCAGUUCUUAAGAGACGCCACAUGGGUGGACGGUAAGCCCAAAUUCCAUCGUAUGAGACCUUAAAUUUCUGAACGCUUCUGCUAUGCCAGGAUCAGCAAACCAGGGCACUCGCAGCCUGGUUUGCGCUGGUAGCUCUCUAGUGCUUAGUUCCUUGCCGGUGAAUGAGAAUGGCUGCCCAAUUAUCUUCGUCCCUCUGCUACUGUCGUUCUUUUUAUUGUUGUUAAAAUCCUGAUACUUUGCUGUGUGGUCCAGGGAUGAGACAGCACGCCUAGGCGCGGCUCUGGUCGCGCCAUCCGCCUGCGCCCUCCCCCACCGUCGGUCUUCUUUACCAUUUCUUGACACCGAGUCCAGGUGGGGGGGGGCGUGUGAGAUGCUGUGCACAUACACCACCACUAUAAAUUAAUUCGCGUACAAGUCAUCGUGCCUGCUUUAUCCCUGCCGUGAAGCACACGGUGAACAUCUUCGGGCACGACGGUCGAACUGUCAUAUGACGCCUAAACGGCAAGCCUCUCUUUUUAGACGCUCUCAGGUGUUCAUGGCGCCAAAACACCAGCCAUUUGAGGGGUUGCACUUGCUGUUAACUGUUUCAAACGCUUUUCAUUGCCAUAUGAAGCAUAAUUAAAUAAAGUUUUAAGCAUCCGCGAAAUCGUUUUCAAGAGAAAGUUGCAAACGGACAACAAUAAUGCAUUUACUUACUGAGCACGUUGUCAUGGCUCUUCAUUGUGUUUUUCACGUAUCACUCAGAUUAAGCUUCCUGCCCAACUUUACAUCAAUUCGCCGUAGUGUAAGUACACCGCAUUUGACCGGGAAACAGACUUUACCGAAGUAUACUAUCUUUGACAAGCAUUUAGGCCCAACGAAUACCCGCGUAAAUAGAGGGCAAGUGAAGCCCGCGGAGCUCUGGUUUUCUCAAGCCAUCCUGUACUCCAGAAAGACCUUGUAAGUCGUCACUUGCUCCCGAUACCCGAACGUCUCGAGGAAACAAUCGAACACCUGCUUCACUUACGACGAAGCGUCUUGCGAGUCAUGUAGCUGACCCGGAGAAAAAAGUAAGAACCAAAUACGGCUAUUUUCGCAUUUCCAGUGAUGAAAAGGAACCUGUCCCACCGAAAUCAUGCAGCAUCUGAAGUUCGAACUAUAUGCAAUCGUCCAUAUUCCGUUUGAAAUGGCGUUUGAAACGACGUUGAGAAGGCACAAAACAGUGUGUGGGGCAGCUUUUAGUGCGAAGCAGGGUUUUGACUGCAUUUGCUGAAAUUACGAACAACGUGCAUUAAAACUGUCUUAAAAGUACAUGACUGACUACCACUCCACCCUUCCAGCAACAUCGCACGACGACUAGUCGAGUGGCAUCUACAUCCAUUGAGAGGGUUUAUGCCUACUUUCCCAGUUGCUUUGCCUUACCUUAACCUUCAUUCUGCUCAGGUAUUUCACGUUCGAAUACCCACACGAUAUUGAGUCGCUUCUUUGGAACUGCCCUAUUGCAUCUUUUUGAUUUACCUUCUGAUGACACUGUCUACUCCAUCAGUCUGAAAGAAUGUAGUUUUUCUCAGAGUAUUCCUGUUGCUCAGAAUCACGCGUGUUUAGUUCUGCGCCAACUGACAUCUCCUGUAAAAGAAAACUUUGGAAAUUUUCAGGCGCUCGUCGGUAUAGCCAAACCUCAUCAGUCACUGGCUGAGUCAAGCUUGAGAAAUUGCGUCAGUGAGGUUGCAGCAUGUAAUUCGUGCAUUCGUAUAAUUAUUUAAACGAAUGCUUAGUUCAGUGACGGAGCGCUGAACUCAUCACCUAAGGGCUCCGAGUUACCCGAACGUGGGACUCUGGUGCGGAUGGCUGAUGGCUAAUAAUAGAAGCGAAGAGGCAAGUUCCAAGAAGUAAUCGCGAAGAAGGAAACGCGAUCGCUGGAACAAGAGCUUUAUUAGCCUGACUCUCACUCGAAUCCAUCCUCAGAGACAGAGUCAGAUAAGGCUGGUAAAUUGCUCAGGUGUUGCAGUAUUUAUAGGAUGUAGUUGCUGGGCCGCUGUAUACCUAUCGCAGUUGACAGCUCCCGAGUGCAUCACGACUCGACUGCUAGAGGUGACAACCGCGUGAGCCGCGAUCUGCUGGAGUCAUGGUUUUCCAGUCCUCAGUCAAUCAACAAACGCAAUGACCUCCCCUCACCAUAUUCGGCACUGGGACCUUGUCUAGGCAAAGUAAUUAGCUGCGAGGACAGCGCGCGGAUGACCACUUUUCCUGUGUCAACGUCGGCGAGCAUGCUUUAUCACCUGUCCAGGUGAGCCCUAAUGCACUUGGGAGUUGCCAACUCCAACUACAUCCUAUAAAUACUGCAACACGUGGGCACUUUACCACCCCUAUCUGAAUCUGUCUCCGAUGAUGAAUUCCACUGAGAAGCCGAAACGUCAAGCUAAUAAACCUCCUGUUCCAGCAAUUGUGUCUCCUCUUUCUCGACGGCUAAUAAGCCAUACCUAACCAUCACAGUCUCAAUCCUCCCCAUGGCGUUUAUUACGAGUUACUUUGGGGCCAAAGCCAUUAGUGAAGCAGCAUGCAUGUCCGGAUUCAGGCAUUAUUUCUAAGAACGUAAAAUUCCAUAGUAAAACUGGACAGCAAAUCGCAAUUUCAGACAUUCAUCUCGGGAGAACUACUUAAAUUUAUAACAGCAUCAAACUAUACGGAAAGGUGUGCUACAUAUUUUACUAUUUAUUCCCCAAAUUUGAAUAACACCCCGUAGGGUAGGAUUGUCGGCUGCAAAUCAGCAUGCUGGUGUGCACGAGGAGCUUGAACGUCAUUUUCUUAGUAAUUCGUUUUUCAAGCCCCCGUUAAAUGAUUUCAACCGAUGUUUUAAUGGGUUGCGGUUCACACAGGGCUGUCCCGAGAUGCACAGUGAAUUUAAAUGCUGAUAAAGCCGGGGUGGCUAGAUCGCAGUUGGUUGCCAGGCCCUGUAUUACAGUUGGCUAGGGGUUUUUUACUGGGGUUAUUGUGUGGUGUUCCAUAAUCACAUCUGACCCAUUUGGCUUCUUGAAGAAGGAGACACGAUCGCCGGGACAAGAGCUUUAUUAGCCUGACGUUUCGGAUUCCUACUCGAAUCCAUCAUCAGAGACAAAAGAGCAGAAACGGGUGGUUGUUGCACAAGGGGCUGCGGUAUUUAUAGGAUGCAGUAGCCAUGCUACCGCAUACCUAUGAACGUUCACGGCUCUCCCCUUCAUCCGGGAUUGUCGCACUUGGUGUGAUCAUUGCUUGAUGGCCGACAUUCGAGUCGAUAAUUGCUGCAAUUUCAUCACGUGCGUUGGAUGUUGGCGUGAUGAUUGCUCGACCAUCUGACGCAUCGACCCCGGUGUUGGGAAAAGUGUUUACCUCUGCGCUCCCCCAUUUGGCUUCCAUUUUACGUUUGAGGUUAGAACUAGGGAACCGGUUAAUGGUUUCCGAUUUUCGGGUUAGGGUUAUGCCUUUAGGCUUAGGUUUUCGGGUUAUAGUUGGGGUUUGAGCGUACGAUUGGGUUUCAAUAUUACGGUUAGGUUUUUUUCAGUUACGGCUAUGUCUAAGGGCUACGGUUACGUUUACGAUUUUGUUUAGGGUUAGGGCAAGGGUUGCCGUUAAGGCUAACGUUUAAGGUUGGGGUUGGGAUUAGAGUUAAUGUCGCUGUCCGUUUCCCCAUUCCUGGCUACAAACUGCGAUCUAGCCGCCAGGGUUAAUUAUAAACCACUUUGUUUUCAUAAUGAACUGCAAUGUACACACACUGGUUAGUUGUUUUGUCAACGUCUGUUUCCAAUCUGUUGUCCGCUUUGGUUUGGGCAGUCGCAAACGUCAGGAUGGAUCUAAUUUGACAUUUGAGCACUCUCUUGUUUAAUAGUGUUUUUAGGUUCGGUGAUUAUUGCCGGUUGUGUAUCGUAGACUGUAUCUUUUGAAUAUCUCCAUAAGAAGUCUACAUCUGCGAGGUAGGAGAGUACUCUAUGAAACUCUGUCAUCCUGUCCACCCGUUUUGCGAGCUAUCGAAGAAUUAGAAUCAUACAUAGAAAUAAUAGUGUACGGGUACCCAAGCUUAAUUAAAAUAAUGUCGUCUGACUGUCAUUAAUAAUCCCCGCUAGUCAUAUCUAAGAAGAAAAACACCAAGUGAAUCACCAGUUGUUAAGGCGUGGAGACAUUAUUUUGGAAUAUUCUUUGCUUGUGGGAUAUCGAUAACGCUAAGUAGAACUUGGUGAACAUAGGAUAAAAAGGAAAAGAAAAGCAAACACUACGCGUUAUCACGUGAUCUGCAGUCUGCCUGCUACGUUACGCGCAAGAGGACGAUAAAGAUGUACCUUCAAAAAAAAUACUGAAGCACACGCGGGAAAAAAUUCGAUCAGUUAAUUCCCCUGACUCCAAGACUACCAUUACUCUCUCCAGUUUGCUCCUAGUUUUGGCAAAUUUUAUAAUAGUCGUGGAAAAGCGAUGGAAAAGCAAUUGGUAGGGGUUUACUUGCUAAACGGAUUCCGGAUUGCGGUGGUGAAACGAAACUGAAACAAUAGUGCGUGACCAAUCUCAUGAAAUGUUGGCCAAAAUUCUGAAAUGCGUUUCAGAUUAGGAAAGAUUACUUAAGUGGGGUUGUAGUACUGAUUAUCUUACGGCAUAGCCCUAUAACAUUUGGGACUUGAAAGGAUGUCGGCUUUUGAAUGCGCUACUUUGUGACAUCCUGCAGGAACUACACUCGGUAAAAAACGACUAUUUAAGUAGCAGGCAUUUUUUCAGAUUGAUUUCCAAUGGUCUUAUAAAUUCAAAUAUAUUUAACAGAAACCAUGCAUAAAAAUAUGCUUUCUUUUGCUCAUUUGGUAGCAAAUCACAUUGUCUUCGCAUUUUAUGCCCGAAGAAAGUGUACAUUUAGGUUUUAAAAAAGCUUAUAAUUAUGAGAUUUUUAAGACUCUGCGAUGUCCAUGCAUUCAUGACCGCACAUUUGCGUGUACUACUGCUUCUCGUAAAAUGUACAACACAAUCCGGAUCCAUCGCAAAAUUUCAUGAACUCUGUGUGGUAUCUUCUUAAAGGCAUAGAGGAAUAUAUGAUUUUCCUUACGCGGAAGGCAUGCAAUUUGUAGACUUAAAUUGCUAAACGUUGGUGCAAUGGCAGAUCAGGCUGGAAAUUUUUCGGGAAUUGGGAAACUUUCUAAAGCCUAAAUACGCACUUUCUUCCGGCAUAAAAUAUAAAGCCAACGGGAUUUUCUAUCAAAUUGGCAAAAGAAAGCGUAUUUUAUGCAUAGUUUCUGUUAAAUAUAUUUGAAUUUUUAAGGCUAUCGAAAAUAAAUAGGAAAAAUGCAUGCUACCUAAUUAGUAAUUUUUUUACCGAGCGUGGUUCCGUCAGGAGGUCACAAAGAAGUGCAUUCAAAAGCCGACAUCCUUUCAAGUCCCAAGUGUUAUAGUGCUAUGCUGUAUGAUAAUCAGUAUAACAACCCCACUUAAGUAAUCCAUCCUAAUCCGAGAGCCUGGUAGACUUUCUCAAAUUGUUUCGGAAAAGGUUGAGCAGGUCCACCAGCUGCCCUCUGUCACGAUCAUUUCCCAUCGAUUUGUUUCAUCUCUGCAGACUUUUAAUCUGUUAGACUCCGUGUUUUCGGACAGCAAUGGGGCCCCGAGUGGGACAAACAAGUGGUUGACACGGGGGAUGCGUUCAGGUCGGAGGUAUCGCUUCACGUCAAAUUGUGUUUACGAAUUCACAUGCACUUGUGGAUGCACGUACAUUGAGCGAACGCAAAGGCAACUGGCAGCCAGGUCAUUUGAGCACCUGCCUAUAUGGCUUCCAAAACAGGAGAAUAAGAUUCCACGGUCUUCUAUCACAAAGCACCUCCUAGAUAGUGGUCAUUCCGUUGACCCCAAAACAUCUUUUCGAGUCUUACUUCGAGCACGAACAACUCGGUUACUGCGCUACCUGGAGGCAGCCUGCAUACGGCAGGAGAAACCCGACCUAUGUAAACAGGUAGAUCACGUGGUCAACCUCAGCUUGCCCUGGUAGAUCUGAGCCCCUUUGAUUUACGAAAUCCCUCGGUGUGUUACCUUCCCCGAGUUUCUCUCCUAUGUUGCGUUUUCAAGUUACCGUCUACGUGCAGUGUACGAUGAUCUUGCUCAUUUACAGUGAUUUUCCCUGUGGAAGUUAAAACCUCUGUAUCCUUCUCAUUUGUUAUCUGCAUUAUGCAACGACAGGCUGUAGUUGAUAAUCCGUCGCGAAAUUUACUAGUUCAAUUAACUUCUGCUGUCUAUGCCUGCUUUAAAAAUCUAUGGUUGGCAGGGGGGUGCGUUCAGGUCGGAGGCAUCGUUUCAUCUAUCUGAUUGUCUUGGAGCGGGGAGGAGGGGGUUUGCCCAAGCAUGCGUUGGCACAUGGUCGGCCGGUAACUCCACAUAAGCGAGACACUUCUUGUCCAGGACAGAUGGACCAUUAAUUGACCACGUUUCCAACGUCCUGAAACUUGUGCUGAUCUUUCUCACAAAUGCCAUGUUACCUUGCGGUGUUGCGUGGUGAUCGACUGUGCACUGUGUAUCAGUCCAAAUGCGUGACCUUCUGACAUGAGUUUGAAUAAAAUGACUCUGCAAUGCGCCCUUGUUGCGGCUGGUAUUCCUUCUCUUUUUUCUGGAAAGCCCCGCCUCAUCAACAUAUUAGGACUAUGUUGAACAGAGGGCUCUCCAAGCACGACAACAAACGCUAUUGCGAAUUUUUUACAUCUAUCUGAGCCGACUAUGUGAACGUUUACUUAGGGCAGAUUUUGAGGGUGCGGAAGGUCAUCUUUUGUCGUUUAUUCACUGUCGAUUUUCCGAACAGAGUCCAAAUUUUGGUCCUGGAACUUCCCAUCCUAAACUGGACUAUCCAGAGUUGAAUUUGCGCUCUUGUUAAAUCGGCCUUUUUGCCGGAUUGCCUGUCAAGUGCACUAUGUCUUUAUGCCAGUUUACGUCUUGCCGCGAUGCUACCAACAGAGUCUUCAAUUUGAUCCUAAAUGUUAGGUCUUCAGCUAACAGGAAAAACUUUUACACCUCCAUCCCCACUUUAUUUCCCUCAAGUGCUUGGAUGUGUCGAAUCGCUUUGCAUCGGCAAUUGCUCGCAUUCACAACAGCACUUCCGAGAACCACGUCACAGGCUCUGAUGACACUACUCCCCUGAAUGGUGACAACGGGACUUAA